AACUCAAACAUGAACAACGAUACAUAUUACCAAUGUUCAAAGCUGAUUUGGGUAGAAUUGGAAUACAGUUGCAUACAACAUAUUCCAGAAGAAUUAGAAAAGUCAAAGUAAUGGAUAACAGAAAAGAGCCUCCAUUCUUCAAUGAAGAUAACGUGGGACCAUUUUAUUUCAAACUUCCUUUCUAUGACACCAUGGAACUCUUCAUCGAAACGUUGACUGGAACAUGUUUUGAACUAAGAGUUUCACCCUUUGAAGCUGUUAUCUCUGUGAAAGGAAAAAUUCAAAGAUUGGAAGGUAUUCCCAUCUGUCAGCAGCACUUAAUUUGGAAUAACAUGGAGCUUGAAGAUGAUUAUUGCUUGAAUGAUUACAACAUUUCAGAAGGUUGUACCUUGAAGCUGGUAUUGGCUAUGCGUGGAGGACCGAUAAGUACUAGAAAAGUUCCUGUGGAAGACCCACUCAGGGAGCUUGCCGAGUACAUGGAUUCCAGUCGAGAUGAGGUCUGGGAAAAGACCUCUUGCAACAAACAAGUUACAUUUUUGGUAUACCGGGAAGGAGAUCAACUGAAUUUCUUUCGUGUAGUAGAUAGGGGAGAUGGCACUUUAACACCACUAUCUGAGUCUUUAAGUGGUGGCUCUGUGUAUAAUUUGUAUACAGAUGAGGAUGAAGAAGCUGAGCCUUCUCCUUCUGGGCAACAGAUCAUUGAAAAUUCAAUAACUAUGAAUAAGAUGAAGCUGCUGAAGGCUAAGAUGGAGAACAUGAAUCUCAGCAAAAAGCCUAAGAAGGUUGUCAAGGUCAAACCUCGCCCACCUAUAGCUCCUCGGCCGUCUAGCAGUUCUACAGCAGCAGCCCGGCACAGAUUGCUAAGAGUCCUCCCUCAAAUUGGGCAGUCUUGUUUACCUUCUGGGAAUGUGUAUCUCCCUGAAACAUCCAGGAAUGCAGGCACAAGUCCUGCAGCUCAGGCCCCUGCUGAUAGACCAGUGUCAUCUCUCAGGAAUGAGAUGCUGAAGGAUGAUGAUAACUGGGAGAUUAACAUGCUGUCUCACUCCACGAGUAGUAUCAGACUGCUUCCUCAGUUGGCCCAUCUAGAACUGGAAAAUGACAAAGAGCUUGCAGAUUCUGUUCUUCAUUUUGGAUCAUCCCUGCCUAGGCGGACCAAGCACCUUUCAGGAAACUUGUCAUCUAAUCACGAGGAUGAUGUUGUCUUAUUUCCACGGUCAGAAGAGUGUGUAGCUGACGAGUUGCUCCUGCCAGAAGUAGGUGCUUUUGCUCCGUUUGCAGAAGGAAAUGGUGCCGAGCAGAGCAGUGGUAUGGAAGGGCUAGGGAAGGUAACGCCAGAGUUCCCACUCACUAAAGGUGAUGGAGGACUGAGGCCAGCGGAGCAGCCUCUGAGCCAUGUGGCAAGAGUGCUGAGCUGUGACCCAGGAGACAGUGCCGUUUUUAACCACCGAGAGCCAAGCUCUCACAAGAACAGACUCCUGUCACCUCUUCUCUGUGCUGCACCAGUGUCACUACAUAAUUCUCUGGUGAAGCCACAGAGACAGUCGAAAUGUUUUGAGUCAGGCAACCACUCAGCGUCUACUUCACAAAACACUCUGCGGGAACUGGACAUUCGAACCAUAGCAGAUUCUUCUUUCUCUAGGACUGCUCGCUUUCGUGGUGUUAAAGUCGAUUCGCCUGGAAAAAGAUCUGACAUUAUUUCUAAAGUGGAAGCCCGAGAUAUUACAGAAAUGGCUAACAAAGCUUCCAAAGAGCCUGUUGGUUGUGUAAACAAUAGUGGCUUUUUGGCUUCACUGGCUCGGAGUGCAAGCAGAGACAGUUUGCAGGGCACACGUGGGGCAGGCAGGCUUCGGUCCUCUGGAAUUGGGUUGUCUACAAGCUUCCAGCAUUUUCAGGAUGAAAACAUUAGGAAAAGUUCUCCCCAGUCAGAACCUACAGAUUUUUUUCUAUCUGCCCGCGGUAUUGGAAUGAGUGGGAGUAAUGCAGCAGCAGGGAAGAGAACAGGAGAAAGCACCCAUCACCUUCCACCUGUGAAAGCCCCUCUUCAAACAAAGAAGAAAAUAAUGAAACAUUGUUUUCUUUGUGGAAAAAAAACAGGACUGGCCACUAGCUUUGAAUGCAGAUGUGGAAACAACUUCUGUGCAUCUCAUCGCUAUGCAGAAGCUCAUGGCUGCACUUAUGACUACAAAAGUGCAGGGAGGAGGUACUUGCAGGAAGCAAACCCUGUGGUCAACGCACCAAAACUUCCCAAAAUCUAAUUCUUCUCUGCGCUUUACUGCUUUGCCUGAGGAAUCGAUUAUAUUGACAGAGAAAUAUUGUUUAGACUGCAUUAUUUUUGUUCGACUCCAAAAGAUUUGCCAAAUAACAAGCGCACAUAAUGUGCACUGUUGCAGACUGAAAAUGCCUACUGUAUUGAUGUCUUUAUUCCUUGGUGAAUCACAAGUUUUAAAAGUAGUUUUAAAAUCUUUACACUAUAAUGAUUUAGUUUUGUUAUUGCAUGUCUGUGUUAAGUAUUUUAUAUUUGAGAUUGGAAUUAUUUAUUAGACAAAUCUUCAAAAGAUGCACUUUAGGAAGUUACUAUUGGCUGCGUAAGUAGGCUUCCAUGUUGUACAGCAGUGAGUGGUUCUGGAUGGCUCUGUUCAAACUGAGCGCAAUUUUCCCUUUUUUCUUUCUUUUCUUGUGGGGAUGGGAUAAAUGGGAUUUUAAAAAAGUAAAUCCCUCAUGUGAAAGUUUAUGAGGUUUACUAGCAAGUUCUUUUUAAAAGAACAUUUGUUUUUCCAGUGUGAUUUUUUAACACAUAUAUUUCUUCCAUAUUCAGAUUGGCAUUCAUAUAUGUAUCCAUUCUGUAGAACACAUCAUGUUAAUAUAGUAUACAUU
Molecule: messenger RNA, 2874 nt
Organism: Arvicanthis niloticus (Nile rat)
Lineage: Eukaryota; Metazoa; Chordata; Mammalia; Rodentia; Muridae
Gene: Zfand4
Product: zinc finger AN1-type containing 4
Molecular function (GO): zinc ion binding; protein binding
Source: RefSeq, a predicted model, not a curated record